Suillus subalutaceus is the source of this 2744-nucleotide messenger RNA. Its product is annotated as ribonucleases P/MRP protein subunit POP1-domain-containing protein. Bases 146 to 2617 code for a protein of 823 amino acids. The record is from RefSeq and is a predicted model, not a curated record. Gene Ontology annotation, biological process: tRNA 5'-leader removal. NCBI's taxonomy places the organism in Eukaryota, Fungi, Basidiomycota, Agaricomycetes, Boletales, Suillaceae. The transcript has 13 exons. Gene Ontology annotation, cellular component: nucleolar ribonuclease P complex; ribonuclease MRP complex.
GGCAACUCUACUUUGUUCUUUCAGUCCAAAGAUUUUGUAUUCACCACCUUCCGAUCCUCGGUUUCUGUCAGUGCUGAAUGAGUGCAUAAACCAGAUCUGGGACUUGUUUUUUAGGAAACAGUGCAUCAUCUGACAUCGAGCACAAAUGGUUUUAAAACGUAAGGGGGACGACGCGGAGGAAAUGACGUCUCGGGAACGGAAGAGACUCAAAGUUGCAGGUGCUCGGACAAUUGCAGUUCAGCCGUCUGUGUCAACUAGUGGUAGUGGGGCUGUUCAAUCUUCAGGAAACGCGCUCGCAGGACCGUCAAGUACUACCGUUCGAUUUGACUCUAUGCAGGGAUUACCCGCAUCAAUCGAUGUGGAAAGGUUUACAGAGGCUCGAGCGUAUGAGAUCGAUGCCAUGCAGAAAGCGAUCAAGACAGCAGGGGAAAGUGUGACUCAUCGCGUAUGGCAGACUCUGCCCCGCCAUCUACGACGAAGAGCCGCUAGCCACGACGUUCGCCGUGUUCCCUUACGUUUACGAGAGAAAGCACGCGCCGAGAUGGUUCCUGUCACCCGGCGUAUACUUAAGCGUGGACGCUCCAAGCGGGGGAAAACGAAGCAAGUGAGCCGCACCGAAUCCCUCUUGAAGCGACAACGCGACAAGACUUGGCUUGAGACUCAUAUUUGGCACGCCAAGCGGAUGAAGAUGGAAAACAUGUGGGGGUAUAGACUCGCAGUAACACCGACCGAGAAAUCAUUCCGUCCCUCACAUCGAGCCUCUAUGCAUGGCUCAAUCCUGCAUGAUUCGUCGUACCACUCACUGAUAGAACUCAAGGGGCCUGAAAACAUCCUUCGAAGUGUGCUGGAUUUUUGUUGUGAUCCCCAGUGCACUGGAAUGAAGCGGUCCAUGUCCGGUGCUCGUGUGCUCGAGACGGACUUAUACAAACCAGGAAGCUACCCCUUUGAUUUGAUCGCACCAGUCACGAUCAUGUGGCGGCCAUUACCUGUUGGGAACAUUUCGGCACCGACGAACGCGUCCCCAGCGGAAGGCUCUAAACGCAGGCGCAAAGGAAAGAAAAAGGUACUGGCUGACACGGCUCAACAGAGUCCCGCGAGAACAGUCUGGGUGCGUUCGCACCCUGCAGUGUUCGACGACAUCUUUGCAGCGUUACAGGGAUCUGCUUCGUUGGUCCUUGACGCUGAAAAACAGCGACACAAAGAUGUGCAUGCAGAAGUAGAGAUAGCCGAUCUGCGAGGCAGCGUCAAUACUUUCGAAAUCAUGGGGCCCAAAUCAAGUCAGGUCAUCAAGGGCGCCUUGUCUUCAGUUCUAGAUGAUGACAGGCGAGAAUUCAAAAAGUUCUGGCCGUCACUGACUGAUCUCCAAAUUACCGCGUCCUUACCGCGCGGAAUAGUCAUCGGGAUGAAAGUCGUUGACCCACGACUGAAGUUUCCACCUAAGAACGCCAAAGUCAGAACGGAUGGUCAACACCUCGCCGCCCCGGUAAUGACGUUCCCCGCAGCCAUUCUUGCUCAAAGCGAAAUCUGGGACGAAGAGAACCGUUCAGUACUCAAAAAACCUACAUACAAGAAGAAAGAUCUUGAUGCGCGCCGCUCCAAGAAUCUUGUUCCAGGCACGCCUCUUAAACCCAUUCGCCAGGACGAUCGUAUCCCACUGUUGCUCAUACAACGCUCGCUCGAAUCGCCUAACAGCACUCAUGGCAUCCACGGUUGGACGCUUGUUUUCCCCGCUGGGUGGGGCAUGCCUUUCCUCCCCUCACUAAUACACACUGGCACACGCGUUGGCGGGCAGCGAGAGCGAGGCACGCAAGCCUUCGAGGCAGGCACUGCGUAUUUUCCGAGAGAUUUUCCUUGCACGGGGUUCUACGAAAAGUAUUGGGACGAGCUUGCCGUUAAGGAAAAAGCGAAGUGGACCAGGACGCCACCAGCGAAGAGGGCCAAUUAUAAGAAGCUUGGUACCCGUAGCCCAUGGCGAGCGGAUUGGGAAGUUGUACUUGGGCUCCCGGUGGCGUCUAACGUAGAUGAGAACCUGGUGCCGGCACAAAGAGAGCCUCAGGAUGCAAUGGAGGUUGACAAAGCACCCACCGUUCGCCCAUGGGUGCUCCGUGGUCCCGAAGUGCCGACUAUCCUCGAAAAAGCAACACAAACGCUCAAUCAUGGCGUAGGUCUCCUUGCAGAGAUCAACAGGCUUCGGACGAAACGUGGUAUGGAUGUACUCGAUCCAAGUUAUCGGCCCGAGGAUCUCCUGAAAGGGGCACUGGUCAUGGUCCGUCUGAAGAUGGUCAGUCGAGGCGCCCCGAACGACCUUGCCAUUAUCUACCGCGUGGAUGACGUCGAAGCCAAGAAGAUCAUCCAACAGAAUGGCAAGACGCAUGCAGAUGCAAAUGAGCCCCCCGAGGUUGUUCCGCCCCACACGUCUAUCAUUGGGUAUGUAACUACUGGCAACAUGUCAUUGUCCCGCGGAGAAGGUUUCGCCAUCGGCGCUGUCCCAGUGUCAGUGCAGUUAGAAUUGCAACAACAAGCGCGGAGGAAUGGAGAAUCUCGUCCACUGGUCAAAAUUCGCGAUCGUGCUGGGAUGGUUUGCCGGGCUGCAUAUCUUGAUUUACUUGACUCAUGAUUAGUACUUUGUUACAUGGGUUUCGCCAUUUGCAUUCUGCAUAUCAAGUGAAGGCAAUGCAUCAUACCAUGUAGGGCUUGCGAACUGGAGACUCCAUUGGGUAUCAAUAAUAUUCAUCAUUCCAUUC